This is a messenger RNA of Rhinichthys klamathensis goyatoka, 1491 nucleotides long. It is a transcript of the gene tefa, whose product is annotated as TEF transcription factor, PAR bZIP family member a. The record is from RefSeq and is a predicted model, not a curated record. Gene Ontology annotation, biological process: regulation of transcription by RNA polymerase II. Bases 189 to 1118 code for a protein of 309 amino acids. Gene Ontology annotation, molecular function: RNA polymerase II cis-regulatory region sequence-specific DNA binding; DNA-binding transcription factor activity, RNA polymerase II-specific. Gene Ontology annotation, cellular component: nucleus. NCBI's taxonomy places the organism in Eukaryota, Metazoa, Chordata, Actinopteri, Cypriniformes, Leuciscidae. The transcript is spliced from 5 exons.
GAAAAUCGGGUCAAACACAGAAAUAGUCUGUGAAUAGAAAGGUGUCGACUGGCGAGGUGAUUUAAUUUUUUUCUCCCUCGUACCUAAGGUAUUGAAGAAAUUUAAAUAUUUUUCUUAAUUAAACCAGGGAUUUGAAGUCGUUUUUAAAGUUAAGCUAUUCUCACGCGCUGUCCGAAGCGUCGGUAAAAAUGGACGCGGAGCCUAUUUCGGUAACGAUGGACUCGGGCACUGAUACUCCGAUUCCCUUCCCAGUAGUUUUAAAGAAAAUCAUGGAAAUUCCUCCACCGAAUCUUCUGGAAGGCGAUGAUGGUGAAAAUGAUAAAGAGAAACUCUUUGAGGAUGUGGACUCUGGAGGGGUCAGUGGAAUGGGACCAUCAGCCGCCCUAACACCUGCCAUCUGGGAAAAGACCAUUCCCUAUGAUGGCGAAACCUUCCACCUGGAAUACAUGGAUCUGGAGGAAUUUCUCAUGGAGAAUGGCAUUUCUGCCUCAGAGGAUGAGGGUCAGCAAAAGAGUCUUGGGAAGGAAAACUUACAGCUGACAACUGAAAAACCAACCACAAUCUCUACAAGCGAAACAGCCCCAGCAAUCUCUCUUAUGCCAGUCAUGGAACUGGAUCAAUGUGAGGAGGAAGUGGUCACAUUCACGGCCUCCAGCUCAACAGACACUAAAUCAGAUGAGGACCGUGCGACACCAGAGCCUAUUGAUCCAGAUGAUAUUGAGGUAGAGAUCAACUUCGAGCCGGAUCCCACAGACCUUGUGCUCUCCAGCAUACCCGGAGGCGAACUGUUUAAUCCCCGGAAACAUCGCUUCUCCGAGGAGGAGCUGAAGCCUCAGCCUAUGAUCAAGAAAGCAAAGAAAGUAUAUGUGCCUGAGGAGAAGAAGGACGACAAAUACUGGCAGCGGAGGAAGAAGAAUAAUAUUGCAGCCAAACGUUCACGAGAUGCCAGGCGGCUUAAAGAGAAUCAGAUCACAGUACGAGCAGCCUUCCUGGAGCGAGAGAACUCGGUGUUGAGGCAGGAAGUGGCAGAGUUACGCAAGGACUUUGGGCGCUGCAAGAACGUCGUGGCACGCUAUGAAGCCAAAUACGGGCCACUUGGACCAGCUGAAGACCUCUAAACAAUUAUUGAUUUAUUUGCAUUGUCGAAAGGCAAUAAAUUAAUAAUGGUAUGGAAUGAAAAGGAGAAGACAGAAGAUAAGUGAAUGAAUAAUUCAGACUGUAAAGCUAAGUGAUAUUCAUGAUUAUGAAUCCUGUCAGCCACUCUUAUCAAUAUAAUAAUCUUAUAUUCAGUGCAACAGCAUACCCAAUAUUUCCAAUAGAGCUUUUGAGUGCUUUUUUUGUAAAGCAUUGCAUUGUAGAAAAGGUCUUUCCCCUCUACCUUUUCUUGUUUUAUGGUAGUUUUAAGGAAUAAUGUGCGUUGGAAGUCACUGGUCUUUAUUUAUGAAGAAUGACUGGCAUUGACUUUAAUAUACUUUCUUAAAUAUCAGUUUG